This is a messenger RNA of Magallana angulata, 7426 nucleotides long. Its product is annotated as ceramide kinase-like. NCBI's taxonomy places the organism in Eukaryota, Metazoa, Mollusca, Bivalvia, Ostreida, Ostreidae. The transcript is spliced from 13 exons. The coding region runs from base 521 to 1879 and encodes 452 amino acids. Gene Ontology annotation, molecular function: kinase activity. The record is from RefSeq and is a predicted model, not a curated record.
CUGAAACAGUCAGCCGCAGCUGGUGUUGUAAAUACAUGUACAUGUUAAAAUAUAUGGACAUUCAGGAACUUAUCUUUCAUGAUCUCUUGUGAUUCUAGAGAUAUGUUUUUCCGUAGCCAUACGUCUUUUUUAAUGUGAAGUAUUCUUAUAUCCCGGUCAUGCUACUGAAUUUCCAAAAGACUGGACAUUAUGACGAUUUUAUAAUUUCACAGAAUGUCUUUUACAACCUCUAACCGGCAUGUGGCCAUUUGUUUCGGUCAAUGUCCCGUGAUCAGAGUUUUAAUUAAAAUUUAAACCACACAAUUAUAUGAAUAUUUUGAUGUAUCAUGUAUAUCAAAAAUAAUUGUUUAUGAAAUUUUCAAUGUGAAAAAUUGAAUGUUUAUAUUACGUGUCAGCCUGUGGAUCAUGUUAUUUACCAGCGUUAUACAUUAAGGAAAAUAAAACCAUCUCCGUAUAUUAGCAAAUUCAUAGAGCGGGUUUGUUUACAUUUUCGUCUUGCAGCCCUUUCGCAUUAUGCAUCAUGGUAGUUAAAAUUGAUUUUAAAUCAAUCAGCGUAGAGGAGGAACGACUCAAAAUUUCUGCGAAUGAUAAGAUCUGUGAUAUUGAUAUCUGUGAUGUGAUUGGGUGUGACCUCUUAGAGGAACCAGCUGGAUUCUUGUCUGCUCUUUUUGGGUCCUAUCCUUACCUUGUCGUCAGGUACAUCUCUAAAGGUAAAAACUACAAGUGGACAGCAGAAACUCUGCAGGUCGCAGGGUCGAAAGAGGAAUGUGAGGCACUACAGAACAAAAUCAAUGGAAUACUAGGUCAAGCUAAUCUCAGACCUAGGAGACUCGGAAUCUUUAUUAACCCUGUUGGAGGAGGCGGAAAUUCUCUGAAUGUGUACAAAAACGUUGUCCAUCCAUUGUUUAAGGCAGCAAACAUCAAAUGUGAUGUCAAUGUUUCUGAACGACCAAAGCACAUGAUUGACCUGAUAAACUGUUUUGACACGGCUAGUGUUGAUGGGUUAGUAAUAGUAGGAGGUGACGGAAGUUUACUUGAAGUCCUCAACUGUCUCCUGACCCGAGCUCAAAAAGAGGCUGAUUUGGAUUACGAUCAACCUACUUGUAAACUUAAACCAUUGGAGGUACCAAUCGGCAUCAUACCAACAGGUACAGGAAAUGGUACAGCCAGAGGUCUCUAUGGUAACAUGGACGUGGUUACGGCGGUCCUCCAUAUUAUCAGGGGUCGCACAAAUUAUAAUAAUAUUCAGGCAGUAUACAGCGGUGGAAAAAUGGUGUCUUUCAGCGGUGUUGUUAUUGCUUGUGGGUUGUUCACAGACAUUAUGUAUGAAACGGAUCGACAGAGGUGGCUGAAAAGAGCAAGAUAUUCAGUUAUACCUCUGUAUAUGCUACUUUUUAAAAGACCGAGACUAUUCAAAGUGAAAUUAUCUAUCUUUUCAGGCAAAUCAACUUCAAAUGACGACUCAAUGGAAGCACAGGACUUAGGUGAAGUGAGCAGUGUGAUGUCUCUAUAUGGUGAUUUCUUUAACAAUGCAACAGAUUCGAAAAUGGAUUUUGUUAAGUUGUCUCGAGAAAGUAGGAAAACAGAUGUCUUCACACUCCUUGCCUUUAAAGAAACAGGGAGACUGGAAUUCAUGUCUUCUUUUCUUCUGUUUUUGUCUUUUACUAGAUCCCUGUUCCAGAAGGACUUUAUUGCUCCAUACACAGUUACGGGAUACAGAGUAAAGAUACUUAGUGGUGACAAGAACUUGCCUCAGGACGCACACGUAGCAAGGAUGAAUAAUUUACUUGAUGUAGACGGGGAAAUGAUUGACUUGGUUGAUGGGGAAUAUGAAGUUUGGAAUCAUAUCAGGAUGGUCAAAUUUUACACUUCUCAUUGAGUACAAUUUGUAUCCAGAUCUCCUGGUGUGAAACGGAUAUGCUUAGAAAGCUACUGUAUUAAGUAAAUGGAAUGACACUGUUGAAUUCAUAAUCAUAUACCAUAAAUUUUUAUGCAUACGUAUGCGCGUGAGUGCGUGUCAAUCCUUAUACAUGUAUCUCAUUUUUAUAUAAUAAUUUCUUAUUUCAUAUGCAAUUAUACUUGUUGAAUAUGUUAUUGGCAUUUCCAGAAGUCUGAUAAUUUUUUUGAUUGUCACUGUUUCAGGUUUUUUUUAAGCGAUAAAUUGGAAUAAUUUCAUCUAUUAUAUAUUCAUGAACGAGUAAACAGAAUAACAAAGAUGUCUCAUUUUAUCGAAUUCUUUUUCAAUAUCAUGUAUAUUUUCGGAAUACGUGUACAAGUACAUGUAUAAUAAAUUAAGUGAUUUGGUAUGGUUAUAGGUAUUAAUGUUUAAAAGUUGACAAUGAAUUAAACACCUAUUAUAUAUUUACUUAUAUAAUGACCCUCUAAAGGGGGGUUAUCGACUUUACUUGAUAAAGAUUAACACGCAGUGUAAUCACUUGAUAUGAUUUACAAAUCAAUCGAACCCGUUUUAAAAAAAAAAUCCUUGUCGUGGUUUUCCUUCAAAAGCACGUGUUAAAGUGUAAAACCCACAGGUUGUAUUGCUAUUUAAAAAAGACGUCAGCUUUCUAAUUACAAAUAUAGACAUUCUAUUACUGUGUUUUAUAUAUAAUGUAACGUAUAAACGUGUAAAGAUAUCGGAAGGGGUUUUACAUCGACUAUUCCUAUUUAAAUGACAUGCUCUGUGGAUUCGCGGUUUUGACUCAUCACCGUUAUUAAGCGGGUAGCCGUUAACCACUGAGGUUUAACCUUCCAGUCCACCACAAGUUCUUGACUUGCAUUUACAGACAUCGUCUGACUAGAUGAAGAAAGAAGUAUGGAUUUAUUGCCAAACAAAGACCAACAUGAAAGUUGCGGACGCUUCCUGCGACGUGCGGGAGACUGUCUUCAUGAGAAGUAUCAGACAUACGGGAAUAAGCUGAGCCUCCAAUUAAUAUUUUUCGGCAAAAAUACAGUGUGUCCUAAAUCAACCGAAGCAAAAUCUAUACAACCUCAUAAUGCGCAGUUUUCAGAUUUAAUUCGAAAAGAAAGGGAUCCCGUCAAACGACUCGGGCGGAGUCUUCGGCUCGCAGCAGACAUAAUGAAUGACAGUGGUUCGGAAGAAGAGCGUUUUCGCAACCAAUUCUCUUUUACUGCAAAUAUUGGCCAAAUACUGCUUUUGUACAGCAAUUUAGUAGCAUUUCUGUAAAAAGAGUUCAUAUUCUCAGACAGGAUUGUGGAAUGAACAUUUGGCGGACUUGAUGAUUGCAUCAAAUUCCAGAAAAUUUCCAUGCACAUUUUAUUGGUCGUAUCUGGCUUUCUGUACAGCAAACAAGAACAUACACCAAACGUACCUGGUUUUCACCCCGCUUAAAGUAAACGGAAAUAAAAGAUGGCAGUGACAAAGAUUAUUUUUACAGGCAGUUUGUUGGUGAAUCCUUGAAAUAAUCACCACUAGCUGCGCAGUAUAUGCUCCAUUUACCUUAACUCUUUCGAGGUCUACCGAUGACGAAAUAUGAGACGUUGACUUAUCUAAUUAGUCAAUCGUAUUGUAAUAAGAUAAUAAGCAACAGUAGCACUGAGCCACAAUGUGAUUAAAUAUACGAUGUCUAAAUGAUCAACUUGUGGUUUCUAAGCUUAUUAGAGGUUAUUCUGGUAAAAUACAUUUAAAGGUCUAUUGAUGUAUACAUGCAGUGUCUUUAAACUACCAAGUCUUUCAAGGACAGACUGAACAUACGUGUUGAACUUUUAAUUUCUGAUCAUAAACUUUGUUUACUGUAUAUAUAGUUAAAACAUUUUCUAUUUAAAUGAGUGCAAUAUUUACCAAAAAGGGAAGCCAUAUGGUUGUACACAGAAGCAAAUAAUUUAAUUAUUUAUUGUUUAUUUGCUAAAGGUAUCUCUAGCAUAGUCUCUUUAUUUUGUGGUUAUUUUUGCCAAAAAUAAAACUUCUGAUUUAAUUUUUCAUUGAAUUUUAUUUUGGUAAUGUUUAAUGUUUUUUAAAGGUUUGCUUUAUUUUUUUAUUGUCUUUUUAUUGGAAAACCCCGAUGUCAUCAUGAUUUUGCUAAUUCAUAUUCGUUAUUUUUGGGUUACACGUGCACCAGGAAAAGGAAAAAAACCCCGGACGAAUGCACUGUGUGAUUUUGAUCACGAGUGUGCAUUUUGGCAUAUAUACUGUUAUACCAUGAAUCUAUGACUUUCAUACUGCAAAGUAUCUGUCAUCAUGAAUACUUCUAGAUCUGUAUAUAUAACAUUGGUGUAUUGAGUCAAAGUCUAAUGUAAUGUACAACUGAAAAUGACUGUUUUAAAUCAUAACUUCUUAUGUUACGCAUUUGGUUUUUGCCCAGAUUUGUGUAAAACGAUACAAACGAUGACAGCGGCAAAGAAUAUUUUUGACUAAUAUUCGUCACUAACUUUCAACGGGUAGUCCUAGAUAUUGCCUCCACAGAAUGCGUAGUAUAUUCGUAUCGUGUUUGUUAUCUUUACAUAAAAUCUUUAAAGAUCUACGGAAGACGAAAUAUAAGACGUUGACUUAUCUAAUUAGUCUAUCGUAUUGUAAUAAUGAUAAUUAACAACAAUAGCGUUGCUCCACAAUGGGAUAUAUUUGUCAACGGUGUUUCAAUUAUCAACUUGUGGUUUCUUUAUCUGCAUGUAUGAGAUAUAGGUCUUAUAGGUUUAAAGGUCUAUUGAUGUAGACAUGCAGUGACUUAAAAGCAGAUUAUAUAUGUAAACACUGAUUACCACCUCGUUCAAGGACACACUGGACACACUUAAUGCACUGUCUUUUUUAUCAAGAUGAUAAACUUCAUUUACAGUAUAUUUAAAAGAGGUUUUUUAAUUGAAGUGCCAUAUUUACCAAAAGGAACAGAGAGUGGAUAUUUUUUGUAACUUUCUUUAUUUUGUCAUAAGUUAGCCAAAAAUGGAAGUUCUAAAUAAAUUUUCCCGAAGAAACUUUGAUUUUGUAACAGAUUUUUCUUACAUUUUGUUUUAGUUUUGUUUAUUGGCAAUCCCAGAUGUCAUCAUGACUCUGCAAAUUUAUACAUAUCGUUCUAUGUACCGGUAAUACUAUGUUCUAUGUACGCGUUGUUUGAAGUUUGGCCUUUUUACAUUGAAUCGACGCUUAUGACCCUGUUACUGUAAGGGAUUUUCAUAUUUACAGUGUCAUUAUGACUACAUCUUGAAUAUAUUAUAUUGCUUUACUGGGUCUUAACACCAAUUUCUUUGCUACAUUUACAACAUACAGAAUAAUGGACAACUGAAAAAACCCACAAUUGGGUUAAACUUUUCAUAACUAAACAUACAGGUAGUUGAUUUUUCCACUAUUUUAAGUUUACAGUAAUAAAAUUCACUUAUCCCUUAGCGUUCAGAUAUUGUCAUGUUUAUAUAUACAGAUGUAUAUGUAUGAUAUAUGAUUUAUAUUGGCUUGUAUUCUGGCAUAAGAUCGACCUAGGGUUUUGACGACCAACGUUCAAGUGGCGGUAAAUGGUGCCACACGCUAUCUGAUAUUUGUAUGCUAUAGAUAGAUAUGCAAACUAUGAUAUCACUACAUAGAUCUCAUUGUGACGUUCUGGAAUAUUAAAAUGAAUAACAUGUAUAUAAAUAAGAACAGUGCAUAUAUGUUUCAACAUAAAGGCAACAAACAGUUUAUAUUUUCUAAGAAAAAGACUUUUCAUGUAUUUUGUCGUCCUAUUUGAAGUGCUUUUUAAAUAAAAAAAAAUACGUUCGAAAUCUGAAAUACCAUUACUACAGUAUGCUGUAAUUGUUGACUUUUAUAUUUACAUCUACCAAGUAUUAUUCCCGCUAUUUCUUACGGAAACUUAAAAUUAAUUCAUAACUCUAUACAAACAGCCAGACGGAAAUCUACACGCCCUGUUUAUCGAUUGGUUAUAAUCUACAGCGACAAGAAACUGACAGGACUGAAAUUGACACGCCCUGUUUAUCGAUUGGUCGAAACCUACAGCGACCUAAGAAAAAUCACGGGCUGAACGAAAUACUCAAGAUGAUGUUAGAGUCAAAGUCUCACAGGAGACGAUUUUGUUGUUUCUUUUAUCUAACGUACUUAUGUACGUUAACAUUAAUUUAGUGAAUUUUACUUACUUUUCAUUAUCAAUUUAUUUAUUAGUUAAAGGAAAGAUGUUAAUAUAAACAAUAAAAUACUUUCUUUGAUGAUUCAUGCGAGUUAUGAAGGUAGCGAUCAUUGCAGAAAAAAUUACAUAACCCUCUAACGCGGGUUAUGUAUUUUUCUGCAAUGUCGCUACCUUCAUAUCCCGAAUGAAUCACCAAAGAAAGCAUUUUAUUGUUUAAAUGGACCUGUAUUGACCGUCAGUUUGAUUUCGAAAGUCUUGUAUUUUUCGCAGUAAUGGUAUUGAACACGUACGUCGGAUACAAAAGAGUCUUGAUUGAAAAAAAAUUACACUGAAUACAAAGACAGCGUGAAAUCAAUAUGUCUAUAUACUUUAAAAACAACAUUAUGUUAAAUGCUAUUAGAACAUCACUCAUUUGUAACGGUGCUUUAAAAGUCCUCUAAGUAGCUCAUGACUUUUGACCGAUCGGUGUUACCUUUGGUGUUACCUUUCUGUACGAUGAUAAGUAAUGGAUAUCAGAUUGUCUGAUUAAACACAAGUAAAUGAUGGUUCACCUAAAACGCGCAAUAAAAUUGCGUAAGCAGAACUUCCGCUAUAAAUAACGCUACUGUGACCUACGAUAAAAACUGGAUUCACUUUGUUCCGCAUAUUUAUAAAAAUAAUCUGUCUUGGCUGUAUUAUUUGGUUGUAAUUUUGGAACCUUAGUAGGUUGAGUCCCUUACUAUUUAGAUCAUGCCCUAUCAAAUGUGGGAUUUACAAAACUGCAGGAAAACUGUUCUGUUCUAAAUUAAUAAAAAUAUCAGUCGUUGUCGGGAGAUUUUUGCUUUGUCAUUUUUAUCCAGAACCACUGCUCCUAUAACCAAAUUUGACACAAAAAAUCAUUCGGUUAAGGGCUUUCAUAUUUGUUCAAAUUGGGACCAUUGAAAUAGGCGACAAUAAGGAAAGGCAAUAUAAAAUUGGUUGUUCAAAAGUCUUCAGAUCUAAUGGCCUGAUGAAAUAUCAAACAAAGUGUUAAAUAAACCUUGAUAAUUUGUAGAUUAAAUUUUGUUCUUAUCAUGACCGAUGUCAUUCAAGUCUAUAGUAUAAUGUUACUAUUUUUAAUAAUCACAUAUAGUUUCAAAGGAUACAGUAUCCAUAUCGCAACUUACACAACAGACAAAAUAAAACAUAGCACACUGUUAAUAAAAUAUACCCUGUCUCCGACCCAAAACCUUAUUAUAUCCUGUUAUAUUUCAUUUCUUACAGAUAAAUCAUUUCAAACAAUUAGAGGCAUGCAUAAGUUUCACUGGGGUAAUCGUAUACACUGAAUGUUUAAUAAAUCGAUUUGACAAUAUUUAACUAAACAGAUCAAAGGGUUUGGGUGUGGUCAA